This is a messenger RNA of Lipotes vexillifer (Yangtze River dolphin), 2343 nucleotides long. RefSeq names its product coiled-coil domain containing 33 (gene CCDC33). NCBI's taxonomy places the organism in Eukaryota, Metazoa, Chordata, Mammalia, Artiodactyla, Lipotidae. The record is from RefSeq and is a predicted model, not a curated record. The coding region runs from base 1 to 2343 and encodes 780 amino acids. The transcript has 19 exons. Gene Ontology annotation, cellular component: peroxisome.
AUGAACCUCUCGGCCCGGGAGCACGAGGACCCGCACCACUACUGCAGCAACCUGGCUCUGCUCCAGGCCAGUGCACACCCCACGGCCUGCCACUGCGGGGGCCUGGCCUACAGGGUUUUGAGGGAGGCCUGGAGUGACCAGGAGACAGAAGUCUCUCUGUGCCCACCCUCAAGCCCAUCCAGCUCCCACCACGGCCAGGAGGGACUCAGCCCUGAACCAGGACCCUGGCAGCCUCAGGCCCAGGUCACCGAGGGCCCAGAGGAGCCCACGAAUACCUCCCAGAAUGUGGACUCUGUCAUCAGCCACCUGUCUCCCUCUCAUAAGGAGGUCAUCACAGUCACUCUCCAUGGGGCCACCAACCUUCCUGCCUCUAAGGAUGGCUCUGAGCCAAGGCCCUAUGUGGUAGUGAAAACCACAUGUGAGGCAGCGAAGAACCAGAGUUCCAAGGCAGUCACAUCUGUGCCCUCGGAGCCCAGCAAAGCCCCCAUCUGGGGGGACACGGUCAAAGCUGAGGAUGCGGGGCAUGAAGGUGAGAACUCAAGCCGGGCACACAGGAAUAUUGGCUGGCUGAUGACAGGACAGCUGUGGGUACCGGCAUCAGGCACUGUCAGCACAGACUCGCAGCCCACUGAGUCUGGGAAAGCCGGUGAAGCCACCGCCAAGACCCAACUUUAUGCAACGGUCGUUCAGAAGGGCAGCUUCACCCCCCACUACAUGGGCCACAACCACACAGCUCUGGAGGUCGUUCUCCGGGGGGUCAACAGCCCCGGCCCCAUGGUAGUCAUUGCCCUGGUGCUUCCCAACUACAAGGAGUUUCGGGGAGUGGGGCCCAGGCGGGGCUGUCCAAACCUGGGGGACCCCCAGAGCUGCCCCUGUGGAAUCAGUCCUUCCUCUUCCAAGGCCACCAGCUUCUCAGAGGACACAGCCCUGGUGCUGGAGUACUACUCCUCGUCUUCAAUGAAAGGCAGUGAACCAUGGACCCUCAACAAGCCCCUGGGUAUCUCCGUGUUGCCGCUAAAGAGCCGUUUGUACCGCAAGAUGCUGACAGGGAAGGGCCUGAAUGGGCUGCGUGUGGAGAAGCUCCCCAUCACCGACACCAGGCUGAAAACCAUAAAUGGUGAGGUCCCCACGGUGGAUCUCUCCUUCCAGCUGCUUUCCUCUGAGAGGCCGGAAAACUUCUUGACACCAAACAACAGCAAAGUUCUGCCCAUCCUGGACCCCAAGAUCUUGGACGAGAAGCUGGGUACCAUCCGUGAGUCCUGGUCCAAGGCCACAGUGAGCUCCACAAUUGGCUCCAACACAUCCACUUCCCAGGAAGCAGAGGAAGAGCCUCAGGAGAUGAACAGCUACCGGCAGGCCAUGCAGAAGAUGGCAGAGGACAUCCUGUCACUGCGGAAACAGACCAGAAUCCUGGAGGCAGAGAACCAAAUGCUGAGGAGCCAGCUGACCCAGGAGGGGAUAGAAUACGACACAGACAUCACUGACAGAGCCCAGAACCUGGCAUCCAUGAAGCAGAACCUGCUGCUGAGUGAGCUGGACACGAAGCAGCUGAGGGACAAGGUGCAGCAUCUGCAGAAUGAGCUGAUUCGAGUGAGCCUGGGCUUGGAGGGCAGAGGGGAAGGGGGCUCGGGAGGGAGCGUCUGGAGAAGCGUCUGCGGCCAGAAGGAGAGGGACAAGAAUGACAGAGAAAAGGAGCUGCUCCUCCUGCACCGGGCUCAGCAGCCACAGGCGGCGCUGCUGAGGCGAUACCAGGACAAGCUGCAGCAGAUGAAGGCGCUGGAGGAGACCGUGAUUGAGAAGAUGGAGUGGGUGCUGGAGGACAAGUCGCGGGAGAGGAACGAACCCCUGCCGAACAAGCUUCAGGGAAAGCCCAAUGUCGCCUCUGGCCUUCCCCCUGGUCCAACGGGAGAGAACCUGCCUGUUGACCUUUACUCAAUGCUGCUGGUGGAAAACUCGAGGCUGCGGGCAGAGCUGGACAAGAACCGCCGCCAGUUGGCCCCCAUCGUUCUGCAGCAGCAGGCCCUGCUGGAUCUUCUUGCCAAUAAUUCAGACAAGUUUAACCUCCUAGCCAAGCUGGAACGCGCUCAGAGCCGGAUUCUUUCCCUGGAAAGCCAGUUAGAGGACUCAGCUCGACGCUGGGGACGAGAGAAGCAGGACUUGGCCACACGGCUGCAGGAGAAAGAGUACGGCUUGAGGCCCCCUUCCAACACGAUCAUCACAGAUGAGUCCAACCCCUCCACCCUCUCCAAGAACCAAAGGCGGCCCUCCAAGCUGGACCCCUUGAUGCCCAGCUCAGAGACUAAGCUCAACAAGCUCUCUAAAUCCCAGCAGACUGAGUCCUAG